UGGGGUACACUUUCUCUUUGUGGUAUUCCACCUCUUGCUUGCUUCUGGUCCAAAGAUGAAAUCCUUAGUAAUAGUUGGUUGUAUUCGCCCUUUUUUGGAAUAAUAGCUUCCUUUACUGCAGGAUUAACUGCCUUUUAUAUGUUUCGGAUAUAUUUACUUACAUUUGGUGGGUAUUUGCGUGUUCAUUUUCAAAAUUACAGUAGCACUAAAGAGAGUUCCUUGUAUUCAAUAUCCUUAUGGGGAAAAAGGAUACCCAAAGGAGUGAAUAGGGAUUUCGUUUUAUCAACAACGAAGAGUGGAGUUUCUUUUUUUUCACAAAAUAUACCCAAAAUUCAAGGUAAUACAAGAAAUAGGAUAGGAUCCUUUACUACGUCUUUUGGGGCUAAAAACACUUUUGCCUAUCCGCAUGAAACGGGAAAUACUAUGUUAUUUCCUCUUCUUAUAUUACUACUUUUCACUUUGUUCAUUGGAUUCAUAGGAAUCUCUUUUGAUAAUGGAGGAAUGGAUAAUGGAAUAGCAGAGUUAACCAUAUUAUCAAAGUGGUUAACUCCCUCAAAAAACUUUACCCAGGAAAGUUCUAAUUCUUUUGUAAAUUCAUAUGAAUUUAUUACUAAUGCAAUUUCUUCUGUAACUCUAGCUAUCUUUGGUUUAUUCAUAGCAUAUAUCUUCUAUGGAUCUGCUUAUUCUUUUUUUCAGAAUUUGGAUUUAAUAAACUCUUUUGUAAAAAGAAAUCCUAAAAAAGAAUUUUUGGAUCAAGUAAAAAAAAAUAUAUACAGUUGGUCAUAUAAUCGUGGUUAUAUAGAUAUUUUCUAUACUAGGGUCUUUACCCUCGGUAUAAGAGGGUUAACCGAACUAACGGAGUUUUUUGAUAAGGGUGUUAUUGAUGGAAUUACCAAUGGAGUGGGUCUUGCUAGUUUUUGUAUAGGAGAAGAAAUUAAAUAUGUAGGGGGAGGUCGAAUCUCGUCUUAUUUAUUCUUUUUUUUAUGUUAUGUAUCUGUGUUUUUAUUCUUUUUCUUUCUUAAGUUAAGGAAUUCAAGUCUCUUGCAAAAAUAACUAUCCUACCCCUUUCUACAAUCUCUCUAUAAUCCCACCUUGUUACAUAAGGUAAGUAUUGUAUAAUCGUUCGGUUUUCCGCGAUUUUUUCCAUUCCUCUGUGUAAAUACCCUAAUAUGGGUUCACAAUCAAUAACAUCCUCACCAUCAAGAGUAACGAUCAGUCGAAGAACACCAUGCAUUGAUGGGUGUUGAGGGCCCAUAUUGACUAUCAUGAGAUCUUUUUUUGUAAGCGGUAGACUCAUAUCCUUUCUUCCUUAAUUCAUUAUUCCAUGAAAAUGGAUUAUUCCAUGAAUUCCUCAAAGUGAGGCUCAUCAAAAUGAAAAAUCUAAGACUACUAUAAAGACUACUAAAAAAAUAAUAAAACAAGAAAAAAAUUUGAAGGAUUAAAUUACUGCUCCCGAAUAUUCAACUGACCCGAUUAAUUUCUUAUAACGUACUCUAUUUUUCUUUGCCAAAUAAGCCAGCAAACGUCGACGUUUUUCCCAAAAGUCUUCGUAGACCUCUUUCCGAUGAAAAAUCUUUUUUGUGUAAUUCCAAAUGUGAAGCAAGUCUCCGUAUCUUAUUGGUGAAACUGAAUACUUGAAAUUCAACAGAACCCCUGUUUUCUUCUUUUUCUUCUUUAACCAUAAAUCCUAAAAUUUUUCUACCUCCUUUCUUUUUCAUGUAUUUUUC
Messenger RNA from Hordeum vulgare subsp. vulgare (domesticated barley), 1727 nucleotides. Its product is annotated as NAD(P)H-quinone oxidoreductase subunit 5, chloroplastic-like. NCBI's taxonomy places the organism in Eukaryota, Viridiplantae, Streptophyta, Magnoliopsida, Poales, Poaceae. The record is from RefSeq and is a predicted model, not a curated record. Gene Ontology annotation, molecular function: NADH dehydrogenase (ubiquinone) activity. Gene Ontology annotation, biological process: ATP synthesis coupled electron transport; electron transport coupled proton transport. Gene Ontology annotation, cellular component: chloroplast.